This is a messenger RNA of Apiotrichum porosum, 366 nucleotides long. RefSeq lists its product as uncharacterized. The record is from RefSeq and is a predicted model, not a curated record. The transcript is spliced from 6 exons. Lineage: Eukaryota; Fungi; Basidiomycota; Tremellomycetes; Trichosporonales; Trichosporonaceae. Bases 1 to 366 code for a protein of 121 amino acids. Gene Ontology annotation, cellular component: cytosol. Gene Ontology annotation, molecular function: protein-disulfide reductase [NAD(P)H] activity.
AUGCCUCUCAUUGAAUCCUCCUACCCUCACGUCCUGGGCGCGCUGAACGGCCCCACUGCCCCGAAGCGCUCCUUCCUCAUCUUCUACUCCAACGUCGUCGACGGCCGCAUGUGGUGCCCUGACUGCCGCGUUGUCGAGGACGCUGUCAAGAAGGCGUUCCAGGGCGAGGACAAGCCUCAGGGUAUCAUCUACUGGGUCGGCAGCCUUGCGCAGUGGCGCGACAAGAACAACCACGCCCGUACGUCGUGGAACGUCAACUCGGUUCCCACCAUCCUGCGUAUCGAAGACGGCAAGGAGACUGGCCGUAUUGUCGAGAACGAGAUCCUCGACUCUGCCAAGCUCAAGGCGCUUCUGAGCGGCGAGUAA